AUGGUGGUCUUUUCCAAGUCUGCGGCUCUUGCUGCGCUCGCCUUCUUGGCUGCAGCAGUGGAUGCCCACAUGAUCAUGAAGACUCCUGUGCCAUACGGCAAAUCAUCUCUCAACAACUCACCCCUUCUCGCGGACGGUUCUGAUUUCCCCUGCAAGCAGCGAUCCGGUGUCUACGACGCUGAGGGUGCUAGCAACGUCGCCGCCAUCGGGGAGCCUCAGACUCUGAGCUUCCUCGGCAGUGCCGUUCAUGGCGGUGGAUCCUGUCAAGUCAGCCUCACUACCGAUCUCCAACCUACCAAGAACUCCAAGUGGAUGGUGAUCAAAUCCAUCGAGGGCGGCUGCCCUGCGUCUGUCCCCGGCAAUCUCCCCGCUGACCCCAGCGGCACUGGCGCCUCGACUUUCCAGUUCAGCGUACCUGAUGGCAUCUCCCCGGGCGACUACACCCUCUCGUGGACUUGGUACAAUAAAGUAGGGAAUCGUGAGAUUUACCAAAAUUGCGCACCAUUUACUGUCACCGCGGCCAAGAAGAAGCGUUAUGCGCCAGCUCCGAAAACUUCAAAGCGAGCGACCAGCUUUCCCGACCUGUUUGUGUGCAAUCUCCCUUCGAUCAACGACUGCAGCACAGUGGAGGGUUUUGAUUAUCACUUCCCAGAUCCUGGUGCGGACGUUCAACAAGCGGGAACGGGACCAUACACGAUGCUCGCAGGCGCUUCAGGCAACGCAGGCCCUCCUUCGCAGCCAACCAACUCCGUUCCAGCUGCUCAAUCUCCCUCUGCGCCGGCAACUUCUGGUCCUGCACCCACUGGACCGCCAUCCUCAGGACCACCUGCUGGACCGCCACCAGCGUUUGCGAGCGGCAACGGUGGACAAUACUCAGAAUCCGGCCAACCAACGCCCACCGCGGCACCCGGAAACUUUGCAAGCGGUGCAUCUUCGGUACCUGCUUCCGCUCCCACCUCGUCAACCAGUGCUAACCCACCACAGGUAAUUCCCGUCACGACUCAAGCCACCGCUGUGUCAACCGCUGCCGUAGCGGCUCCCACUGGCACGUCUUCUGGGUCAUCGAGUGGCUCCGCCGCCGGUGCUCUGACAGGACCUUGCUCCAACGAAGGAUACUGGAACUGCAUUGACGGAAGCAGCUUCCAGCGUUGCGCCUCGGGCAGCUGGAGUGCCGUCAUUCCUUUGAGCGGCAUGAAAUGCUCUCCCGGAGUCGCGGCCAAUUUCGCCAUGACUGCGGCCAACGCGAGACGCUGGGCAGCCUAG
Messenger RNA from Fonsecaea nubica, 1263 nucleotides. RefSeq lists its product as hypothetical. The coding region runs from base 1 to 1263 and encodes 420 amino acids. The record is from RefSeq and is a predicted model, not a curated record. Lineage: Eukaryota; Fungi; Ascomycota; Eurotiomycetes; Chaetothyriales; Herpotrichiellaceae. The transcript has a single exon.